AUGUCAAGCGAGGAAAGCUACCGGGCCAUUCUUCGCUACCUGACAAACGAGCGUGAGCCGUAUGCUCCGGGCACGGAGGGCAAUGUCAAGCGUAAAAUCCGCAAAGCGGCCGCCUGCUAUGUGGUGCGCGGUGGGACCUUGUACUACCAGCGGCGGCAGCGGCACCGCAAGACCUUCGCGGAGCUGGAGGUAGUGCUGCAGCCCGAGCGGCGCCGGGGGCUCAUCGAGGCGGCGCACCUGGGCCCGGGCGGCACUCACCACACCCGGCAUCAGACCUGGCACGACUUGUCCAAGACUUACUGGUGGCGAGGUAUAUUAAAGCAAGUGAAAGAUUACAUUAAACAGUGUAGCAAAUGCCAGGAGAAGCUAGAUCGGUCCCGUCCAAUAUCAGAUACUUCAGAAAUGUUAGAAGAAUUGGGACUAGACCUUGAGUCUGGAGAAGAAAGUAAUGAAUCAGAGGAUGAUCUGAGCAAUUUUACUUCAGCUCCAACUGCAGCCUCCAAGCCUGCAAAAAAGAAGCCAGUGUCCAAACAUGAACUUGUAUUUGUUGACACCAAAGGAGUGGUGAAACGUUCUUCUCCAAAACAUUGUCAGGCUGUCUUAAAGCAGCUCAACGAACAGAGACUCUCCAACCAGUUCUGUGAUGUUACUUUGUUAAUUGAGGGAGAGGAGUACAAAGCUCAUAAAUCUGUUCUGUCAGCUAAUAGUGAAUAUUUUCGAGAUCUUUUUAUUGAGAAAGGAGCUGUUUCCAGUCAUGAGGCAGUGGUGGAUCUUUCUGGUUUUUGUAAGGCAAGCUUCCUUCCUUUAUUGGAAUUUGCCUACACUUCUGUGCUAAGUUUUGACUUCUGUAGCAUGGCUGAUGUAGCCAUCCUGGCUCGUCAUCUUUUCAUGUCGGAAGUUUUAGAAAUCUGUGAGAGUGUGCAUAAACUAAUGGAAGAGAAGCAGCUAACAGUAUAUAAGAAGGGUGAAGUACAAACAGUUGCAUCCACCCAGGACUUACCAGAACAAAAUGGAGGCACUGUGCCUCCUGUGGCUAGCAACGAGGGGACCACAACAUUAUCUACUGAACUUGGGGACUGUGAAAUUGUACUAUUGGUGAAUGGAGAAUUGCCAGAAACUGAGCAGAAUGGAGAGCUAGGACAGCACCCUGAACCCCAGGUUUCUUCAGAAGCUGAAGCCACUCUGUCACCUGCAGGCUGUAUAACUGGUUCCCAUCCUGAAAUGGAGUCUGUUGAUUUAGUAACAAAAAAUGAUGAGACAGAAGUAGAAACUUUAAACAGAGAAGAUAGCGCACCUUCUGAUAUUAAUCCCAAACUUUCAAAAGAGAAUGUGAUCAGUAACUCUCCAGAAAACAGUGAUAUGGGAAAUGACCCAUCAAGUGAAGAUAUCUGUGCUGAAGACAUUCCAGAGCAAAUGCAGAACCUUAGCCAGUCUUUAAGAGAUCAGGAAAAUCUAGUUGCACUGACAGCAAAGCCAGACCUUAGCACUGAUGAUGAAACUUACAGAAGCAGACUUCGGCAGCGUUCUGUUAAUGAAGGGGGAUAUAUCCGACUACACAAAGGAAUGGAGAAAAAGCUACAGAAACGGAAAGCCAUUCCCAAGUCAGCAGUUCAACAGGUAGCCCAGAAAUUAGUUCAAAGAGGGAAAAAAAUGAAACAGCCAAAAAGGGAUACGAAAGAGAAUACUGAAGAGGCAGCAUCCCAUAAAUGUGGGGAAUGUGGAAUGGUUUUUCAGAGACGAUAUGCCCUUAUAAUGCAUACACUGAAACAUGAAAGAGCUAGAGAUUACAAAUGUCCGUUGUGUAAAAAACAGUUUCAGUACAGUGCCUCCUUGCGAGCACAUCUUAUUCGACAUACCAGAAAAGAUGCACCCACUUCAUCUUCUUCCAAUUCCACGUCUAAUGAGGCAUCAGGAACAUCGUCUGAGAAGGGGAGAACCAAACGAGAAUUUAUAUGUUCCAUAUGUGGAAGGACAUUACCUAAAUUAUAUUCUCUUCGAAUACACAUGUUAAAGCAUACAGGUGUAAAGCCACAUGCAUGCCAGGUCUGUGGAAAGACUUUCAUCUAUAAACAUGGUCUAAAAUUGCACCAGAGUCUCCAUCAAUCACAAAAGCAGUUCCAGUGUGAACUAUGUGUUAAGUCAUUUGUUACCAAACGGAGUCUUCAAGAACAUAUGAGUAUUCACACAGGAGAGUCCAAGUACCUUUGCUCAGUUUGUGGAAAGUCUUUUCACAGGGGCUCUGGCCUCAGCAAGCACCUAAAGAAACACCAGCCAAAGCCUGAAGUUCGAGGCUAUCAUUGUACUCAAUGUGAAAAAAGUUUCUUUGAAGCUAGAGAUCUUCGUCAGCACAUGAACAAACAUCUUGGUGUGAAGCCAUUCCAGUGCCAAUUUUGUGAUAAGUGCUAUAGUUGGAAGAAAGAUUGGUAUUCCCAUGUGAAGUCUCAUUCUGUCACUGAGCCUUAUAGGUGUAAUAUAUGUGGCAAAGAAUUUUAUGAAAAAGCAUUGUUCAGAAGGCAUGUAAAGAAAGCUACCCAUGGAAAAAAAGGAAGAGCGAAGCAGAACCUGGAACGGGUAUGUGAACAAUGUGGAAGAAAAUUCACUCAGCUAAGAGAGUAUAGGAGACACAUGAACAACCAUGAAGGAGUUAAGCCAUUUGAAUGCUUAACAUGUGGAGUAGCUUGGGCUGAUGCCCGAUCUCUAAAACGCCACGUCAGAACGCAUACUGGUGAACGGCCCUACGUCUGCCCUGUAUGUAGCGAAGCCUACAUAGAUGCUCGAACCCUCCGUAAACAUAUGACUAAAUUCCACAGAGAUUAUGUGCCUUGCAAAAUUAUGCUGGAAAAAGAUACCCUUCAGUUUCAUAACCAAGGAACUCAAGUCGAGCAUGCUGUUAGUAUCUUAACAGCAGACAUGCAGGAACAAGAAAGCAGUGGUCCUCAAGAACUUGAGACUGUGGUCGUGACAGGAGAGACCAUGGAAGCACUCGAAGCCGUGGCAGCUACGGAAGAGUGUCCAUCAGUAUCUACGCUUUCUGACCAAAGUAUUAUGCAAGUGGUUAAUUACGUGUUGGCACAACAGCAAGGACAGAAGCUGUCUGAAGUUGCAGAAGCGAUUCAAACUGUCGAAGUAGAGGUGGCACAUAUUUCAGAAACAGAGUGA
Puma concolor (puma) is the source of this 3159-nucleotide messenger RNA. It is a transcript of the gene ZBTB11, whose product is annotated as zinc finger and BTB domain containing 11. Lineage: Eukaryota; Metazoa; Chordata; Mammalia; Carnivora; Felidae. Gene Ontology annotation, biological process: regulation of transcription by RNA polymerase II. Gene Ontology annotation, molecular function: protein binding; RNA polymerase II cis-regulatory region sequence-specific DNA binding; DNA-binding transcription activator activity, RNA polymerase II-specific. The record is from RefSeq and is a predicted model, not a curated record. Gene Ontology annotation, cellular component: nucleus.